Nakaseomyces glabratus is the source of this 4011-nucleotide messenger RNA. RefSeq names its product serine/threonine protein kinase PSK1 (gene PSK1). Gene Ontology annotation, cellular component: cytoplasm; cytosol; nucleus. The record is from RefSeq and is a predicted model, not a curated record. Gene Ontology annotation, molecular function: protein serine/threonine kinase activity; ATP binding. Gene Ontology annotation, biological process: negative regulation of glycogen biosynthetic process; intracellular signal transduction; protein phosphorylation. NCBI's taxonomy places the organism in Eukaryota, Fungi, Ascomycota, Saccharomycetes, Saccharomycetales, Saccharomycetaceae.
AUGCCAUAUAUUGGAGCAUCUAACAUUUCCCAAAACUCUUUUGUUAGUCUGAAGGAAAAGCAUGCUAUUCGGGAUAAAGGAUCUCCAUCUGGUUCUGAGAUCUCUUUGGUUCCGGAUUCUCCCAUAAAGGACGUGGCACCAUCUAGGUUGAAUAAUGUUACCAAUGCGUCUUCUUUGAGCAAUAACUCUGAUAGCGCACCUCGCAGCAAUAAUGGUGUAGGCACUGACAGCUCUAGUGUUCCUAAGACUAGACCAAGAGAACAAUCGUUUAACGGGCCGCUCCCAGAGCAUAUCCUUAAGGAUGACAAGAAUUUUUUCGGUUUGGAAAGGCCGCCUAGACUUGCCAGAAAUGUCUCGCUAGACUCGUCAGCCUCUACAAUAUCAGAAGUUGACGCUAAGGAGCUUUUCAUGCUGCCGAAUGAAUCCACACAUGCGUACUCUUAUAACCCGCUGUCGCCGAACUCCCUAGCUGUACGUUUAAGCAUAUUGAAGAGAUCUCUAGAGAUUAUUAUAGGUAACCCUGAAAUGUUGAGAGAACCAGAGUUGGAUCUCCCAGAGGAACUAAAGGGCGAAAAUGUGUCACAAAGGAGGAAAAGUUUAAAUAACUUGUACAAUCCACAUUUUGAGUCCUUCUCAAUGGACAGAAGUGUAAUGAGAAAGGCCAAUCAGAAGGCAAUGCCACAUACCGCGACAUUGAAUGCAUUUGUAGCAAAUAGCACCACUAACUUUGGUAACUUGGCUAUUUCUGAGAAAAAGAAGGCUAAUAAUCAGCUAUCAAAAUCGUCAUUUGGUAAUAUUAAUGUGGGUAACAUAGCAGGCAUACAUAGAGCAGCAUCCAUGGCAUUUUUGCCUUCGUCAUUUGGUAGAUCAGAUAGCCGCACAGACAGAAGUCUGGCUGAUUUUAAUAGGAAAUUUGGGAGAAAGCCAAACCCACAAAUUAAUUUUAGAGAACCGUUCAAGAAAAUACCAGAACAAGGGACAUCUAGUAUGGAAGAGUGUUCUUCUACAAAAACUCUAAGUGGUGAUAAUACUUCUAAAGAUCUAGAUCAUAGCAUUAGUGCAAUCUCAGAAGAAGGCGAUACAGUAGUUAAUGAAAUGGACUAUUUCGUCGAUGAGCAAAGAGCAAAUCUCAUGAGUUUGUUAGAUCUUCUAAAUGAGACUUUGGAGAAGAAUACCUCUCCAAAAGCUUCUGAUCUGCAUAUGAUUUCUCUAUUCAAUUUGGAUAAGUUAUCUUUGAACAAUGAUGAAUGUAACGGUAAAUCUAGCUCUGAAUCACAGAAGAGAACUGUCGCAUUGAAGAAAACUCUAUUAGAUAGUUUGGCUGAGCCAUUUUUUGAACAUUAUGGUGGUGCCGAUGAAAUACGGCAUGAUGACGGUGAACUGGUGAAUGAACUAGAAGAUAUAUCUGCUAUGGCAGAUGAUUCAGUUUCAUUAGGUGAAUUCAGACCUCAGCAAGAUUACGGAAGGAUAUUGAGAACUUUUACUUCAACUAAGAACUCCGCUCCGCAAGCAAUUUUUACAUGCUCACAGAACGAUCCCUGGCAGUUUAGAGCAGCAAAUGAUUUAGCAUGUCUUAUAUUUGGAAUAUCCAAAAAUGCUUUAAGAGCUUUGACUCUAUUAGAUUUAAUUCAUACUGACAGCAGAAACUUUGUGGUUAAUAAGCUCUCUUCUACUGAGGGACAAGAAUUGGUCUUUACAGGUGAAAUUAUAGGAAUUGUACAACCUGGUGGUGACAAUACUAAUCUAAUAUGGGCUUCAUUUUGGGCGAAGAGAAAGAAUGACAUGUUGGUCUGUGUAUUUGAGAAAGUUCCAUGUGAUUACGCCGAUAUAAUGCUCAGCUUAGAUGAUUUCUCAGUGACAUCUGUUUUAGAUAGAUGUGGUUUGCUAGAAGCUGCAAAAAAGAAAGAGCCAGAGAACAAACAUCCUACGUUCCAUUUGGGUCUCAAUGAGGAGGAUUCUGAGGAAGAGGAUGACGAGUCAUCAGACUCUAAGGUAGCUGAACCGGCUAAGAAAAGUGUUAAGUUUGCUGAUGAAAUUACAAAUAUCUCUAUGAUUAGUACUUCAUUGGCACAAACUAUUGAAGAUGUAUGCAAUGGUAAACUUCAUAACCUGGAUGAUGAUCUGCUACCUUUACAGCUAAGAGUAUCAAACAGAAUCAACUUCACUAGAUAUUUCACACUGAAUCAUUUGUCUCAUAGUAUUCCAUGUGCUGUAUCAGCUACUAUUCUAGAGAAUGAGAUGAAAUUGAAAAUUCACGGUAUCCCAUACCAAGCCGGUCUGUUUGUGGUUGACUCCCAUAAUUAUCAAAUGAUUAGCUUUAAUAAAUCUAUUGUUAAGAAUAUGUUUGGUUAUCAUUUCUCUGAUAUGGUUGGCAAACCAAUAACUGAUAUUAUACCAUCCUUUUCAGAACUAUUAAAAUUCACAUCUUUGAGAUAUCCAGCACUGACAGUCACAAAUCACAGAAAUAGAGGUUUGGUCUUGACUGAACACUUCUUCCGUAAGUUGCGUGCCGAAAUGAUGGGUCGCAAAGAUGAGUUCUAUACAUCUAUUGGUAUUGAUGCAGUCCAUAGAGACGGUGGUAUGAUUAAGGUAGACUUCCAAGUUAGAGUUAUGAGUUCUAACGUAAUUUUGGUAUGGAUAACUCAUUCGAGAGAUGUAUUUUUCAAUGAUUACACUACAACACCUUCUCAAUUACAUAUGCUAAAAGAAAAUGAUCUAGCUGUUGUCAGCAGUGAAGGAAGUUCUACAUGCUCUUCUAGUAAGUCAUCCCCCCAUAUUUCUUCACGUCCUUUGCGUGAACUAACAAAACUAUCGGAUGUUGAUAGAGAUAAUCAGCCAGAGAGAUUUAAAUCUUCAUCCGUUUCCUCAAAGGAUUCAACUUUGUUUGACAAAGAUACUCAUAAGGAUGUGAGUAUGGAUGAGGUAUUUGAUGAUUUGGAGAUUGAGAAGGAUAUUGAAGACCCUGAAUUGAAGAGAAAACUGGCUUUAACAAAGAUUUAUCACAAGGAUAAAUCACAGUUUGUUAAGGAAGAGAACUUCAAAGUGAACCAGAGCUUCAUCAUGAGUAAGAUUUCUAUUCAGCAUAGUAGCGACUCUUUAGCCAACAACAGGUCAGCCACAACUACACCUAUAAAUCUUCAAGAGGGCAAUAUUGCCCCAACCACCUUCUUGACGAUGAAUCCAAAUCCAAUUGGAGCAAAGAAGCAUACCAAAAAACUUUCAGAUUUUAUCAUUUUACAAAACAUGGGUGAAGGUGCUUAUGGUAAAGUCAAUCUUUGCUUGCAUAAAACUGAAAGAUACAUUGUUGUCAUCAAGAUGAUCUUUAAGGAGCGUAUUUUGGUUGAUACCUGGGUUCGUGACAGAAAAUUGGGUACAAUACCAUCGGAAAUCCAAAUAAUGGCCACAAUAUCAAAGGAACCACAUGAGAACAUUUUAACAUUACUGGAUUUCUUUGAAGAUGACGAUUACUAUUACAUUGAAACACCUGUUCAUGGAGAAACUGGUAGCAUUGAUUUGUUUGAUUUGAUUGAAUUUAAAACUAACAUGACAGAGAUAGAGGCAAAGCUUCUAUUUAAACAAGUUGUAUCUGGUGUUAAGCACCUCCAUGACCAAGGUAUUGUACACAGGGACAUUAAAGACGAGAAUAUUAUUGUUGAUUCACAAGGAUUUGUCAAAAUUAUUGAUUUUGGUUCGGCAGCCUAUGUUAAGAGCGGGCCUUUUGACGUUUUUGUCGGUACAAUAGACUACGCUGCGCCUGAAGUCCUUGGUGGUAGUCCAUACGAGGGUAAACCGCAAGAUAUUUGGGCAAUUGGUAUUCUAUUAUACACUAUAGUAUUCAAGGAGAAUCCAUUUUAUAAUAUUGAUGAAAUUCUUGAGGGUGAAUUGAAAUUUAAUAGUAGUGAACUUGUUAGUGAGCAAUGUACUACUCUCAUUGCUAAAAUUCUGAAUAGAAAUGUGCAAAAGAGACCAACAAUUGAUGAUAUCUAUAAUGAUGAAUGGUUAGUCAUUUAG